Messenger RNA from Kwoniella botswanensis, 1752 nucleotides. RefSeq lists its product as uncharacterized. Bases 1 to 1752 code for a protein of 583 amino acids. The record is from RefSeq and is a predicted model, not a curated record. Gene Ontology annotation, cellular component: plasma membrane. Gene Ontology annotation, molecular function: transmembrane transporter activity. NCBI's taxonomy places the organism in Eukaryota, Fungi, Basidiomycota, Tremellomycetes, Tremellales, Cryptococcaceae. The transcript has 18 exons. Gene Ontology annotation, biological process: transmembrane transport.
AUGGAGAUGGACAGUAACGAAGUUACCAUGAUGGGUCAGAACCAGAUGGGAGACUAUAGUUUCUUUCAUACGAAGAAAUUCGGUAUUUGCUUUUUGGCUUUAUGUUUGAAUGUCAUGAUAUUUGGGCUGGACCAAUUUAUCAUCACCGUUGCUGUUCCGGAGAUAGUCACCAGAUUCGAAUCGUUAGAACAAGUCGAAUGGCUCAAUACGGGUUUCUUCAUUCCUUGUGCUGGCUGUAUUCUAAUUUUCAGUCAAAUCAUGACGAUUGCCUCCCCACGAUGGACAUAUAUGGCAUCCUUAGCAAUUUUCGAAGCUGGCACGGCAGUCUGUGGCGCUGCAAAUUCCAUGACCAUGUUGAUCAUUGGCCGAGCAGUAGCAGGCCUAGGAGGUGCUGGAAUGUGGAAUGCCACUUACCUGAUCGGAGGGGAAAUCAUUCCGUUUGAAAAACGACCUAGUCUAUUUGGGUUGUUUGGGGUAUCAUUUAUCGUAGCGUCCGUUAUGGGUCCACUUGUAGGAGGUGCAUUCACCGAUAUGGGUCCUUCUGGCUGGAGGUGGUGCUUUUACUUUUCUCUGCCAAUCGGAGGUGUGACUGGUCUACUACUUUUAUUCACUCUUCCCUCUGUGCCGAAACUUCCUCCCUUCGAUGGCAAGCCGGAUAAUCGACCGGUUUUGAUAAAGCUUCUGAGGUUGGACUGGUUCAGUGCGAUGAUCACUUUGGGAUUCGUAACCUGUUUAGGGAUAGGCUUACAAUAUGGGGGCAUCACACACGAUUGGAAUGACCCCAAUGUCAUCGUGACUUUGUCUUUGGCAUUGGCAUUGUUCCUGGGUCUCAUUGGCUGGAGCUACUUGAUGGGCUCGAAAGCGAUGAUUCCUUUGUCCCUGUUCAGAAGCAGACAUUUCUCAGCCGGUACCUGGGUAGCAUUUCUAGGGUAUGGCGUAGUGGUGCUAUACCUAUACUACCUGCCACUUUAUUUCGAGGCUAUCAAGAACGAUUCAGCCACUAGAGCUGGUGUCCUGCUACUUGCUUUACAACUCACUAUGGGACCGUUUCUCAUAUUUGCUGGAAAGCUCGGAGAGAAAACCGGUCAAGCGAAGUACCCAAUGAUCACCGGCUCAUGUCUCUUAGCCAUAUCUUCAGGGCUCUUAACGACGCUCAAGAAAGACACAUCUGUAGCCAAAGUAGUUGGGUUCAUGAUCACCGGCGGUACAGGAUUAGGUCUAGUAAUGAACGUCAUGGUCGUGCUUGUACAAGCCAAGUUCCUAAAAGAGCCGCACCUCAUUCCUCACGUAACGAACGUUUUCAAUUUCUGGGGUUUCGUAGGUAGGAUCGUUAGUAUGUCUGUAGGCACCAACAUUUUCAAUAACAAGUUACGAUUGAACCUUAACCGUCUUCCUGGAUUUAGUAAAUCACUUGUCAUCUUCAUUACCAGUGGUCCCAAGGCUAUUUGGACGCAGGUACCUGAGAAAGACCUCAAUUCAGUUUUGGAUGUAUAUUCUGCAUCGAUAGUCAAAGUCUUCUGGCUUGCUCUUGCCUUAUCAAUCGCCUGUCUGAUCGCCACUCUCCUCAUGGAGAAUAUCAACUUAAAGGAAGUUGCUGAAGAAGCCAAAAUGGCUCGAGAGGCCAAUCAAAAUUCAGCCUAUCCGAUGCAAAGUAGUGCGAGUCUAUCGAAAUCGAAGGAUACUAAUGAGUCUCAUACCCCUGACGGGACUUUGGCGGAAUUGCAACCUAGCUAUCAGGGGUGGAAGCAAUAA